This is a messenger RNA of Exaiptasia diaphana, 912 nucleotides long. RefSeq lists its product as uncharacterized. The coding region runs from base 44 to 790 and encodes 248 amino acids. Lineage: Eukaryota; Metazoa; Cnidaria; Anthozoa; Actiniaria; Aiptasiidae. The transcript has 6 exons. The record is from RefSeq and is a predicted model, not a curated record.
CUUCAAAGCAGAAGUAAGAGCUGGAAGAAAACCUGCCUGAAAGAUGAAAUUUUUAGUGGCUGUACUUCUUGUCGUCUGUAUCUGUAGCACCAAGGGUCAUCCUAUUGAAGAGAUGAAUGAUCUGGACCUGGAUGCCUCAAGGAGCAAAUCUCUAGAGAGGUUCAAUUUUCACAUUACCGAGAAUGGAACAAAAUUUGAACAAAAAAUCUACAUCGACAGGAAAAAACAGCUUGAAUUGUUCAAGUCACCGGCACACAAUGGGAAUCCAGACUCCGAGUAUAUGUUUGACUUUGAAAUGAAUAUGACAGUGAGCCGCAUUAAGGAGAACCGAGUUUGUCACAUUUCUCCACUACCAUCAGACUUACCAAGACCGAAAUCGUUAGCCAAAGGAUUGAACGCGCUGUCUGGAUCAUCUAAGCACAAUAUUCAAAAGGUAGUAAACCAGUGGUCAGUUGGUCCUAAGGUUGACAAAUCAAAAUUGAGGAAGGAAAUUCGCGAUUUCUGUGGCAAGUUCCCAGUCUACCGUCUGGAACCGUUCAGUCUUGACUCGGUUUCCAUUGGAAAAACUGGAAGAUCAAAACGUGCCACCAAAAAGUUCAUUCUUUGCAAUCCAGGAACCCCGAUAGGCUGCAAUCCUAAUGACUGGAAACUUACUUGCAAAGUUCUGCAAAGAGCUGGUACUUGCGUAUAUUAUAUAUAUGGCUGCAGUCUGAAUAAGCUGACAAAACAAUUUGAUUGCAGAAAAAAGCACCAGUAUGACAGUAUAGUUUGCUGUGAUGCAGCAUGCUAAAUUCACGUUGCUAAAUGACUUUGGUUCAACGACUUUAAUAAUUUUUGCAAGGAUAUUAGCAAAGAUUUAAAAAAAUAUGUAGUUCAUUCCAAAGAGCAGUAAAAUGAUAUCAUUUUAAUCUU